AUGACGAACGAAAGCUAUGAAUUAAUAGCCCAUUCUGAUCGUGAAACUUUCUCUGUUUGGCUUCAACAAAUUAAAAUCCCAAGUCGAAAAAGAGAUGCAUUUGCUCCUUGGCUAUCGUUGUCAACGAUUCUAUCGGGGAAAGGAUGGCUAAAGAAUAUUUUAGUUCACGCCAGAUUUGGACCAAUUAUCCGAGUUGCCCCCAACGUUCUUUCAGUUGGUGAUCGUGAUGCUAUAAAAAAGAUUAUAAUUACGGAGGAUUUUCCAAAAUCUUCAAUUUACAAGAAUUAUCGACGCAAAAGAAAUGAAGAAACACUCUUUUCUGGAACUGAUAAAGAAUUUCAUAAACUUCGUCGAAGAAUGUUAUCGCCAGCAUUCUCUAUAAAAUAUCUUGCAUCGCUUGAACCUCUAACCAAGAACUGUUUCCGUGAUGUGAUUAUUACUAUUGACCAUUUAAUCAAUGCUUCAUCAAUGGUAGUAAAUGGCCGAAAAGCAGCGACAAUAAAUAUGUUUCAAAUAAUUCAAAAUUAUACUUUGGAUGUUAUUGGUGAAACUGCAUUUGGUGGAAAAUUUGACAUGGUGUUGACCAAUAAACACCCGAUUCCUGAUGAAGUUCGGUAUUAUCUAAGGCGUAUGGUGAUGGGUGCCUUUGUACCACCUCUACAAUGGUUUAUGCGAGAGAGAAAGUAUCUGGAAGAGUUUGUAAUUAAACUCGCGAAGACAAGACGUCAACAAAAUCCAAGCGAAGUAAAAAAAGAUAUCCUUCAAAUACUGCUUGAUGCCGUAGAUGAUAAUAAUACUGGUUUAAAUGAUAAUGAAAUUGUGGGACAGAUUGUAGAGUUUUUGAUUGCUGGAAGCGAUACUACAGGUUUCUGUAUCUCGUUUGCAAUGAUCCUUUUAUUACGACACCAAGAGGUCCUCGAUAAAUUAUUUCAAGAAAUUCGUGCUGCAAUUCCCGAAAUAGGCCCAGAUAAUUUGCCAAAUUAUGCGUUGCUAAAAGGGUUGCCUUAUUUAAAUGCUGUGAGACUAUGUGCUGAUUUGGAUGGAUUAACCGUCAGAGUAUUAAACAAAGAUAUGAUCAUUGGACAAUAUCAUGUACCCGCAGGAACAGAAGUGAUCCCUAAUGCUUAUUACCUACACACCGAUAAAAGCCUUUGGGGCCUAGACGCGCUAGAAUUUGUGCCUGAACGAUGGCUCGACUCGGAAAGAAUUCCAAAGGAUGCUUUCUAUCCAUUUUCAGCUGGGUCGAGAAAUUGUAUUGGACAAAAUUUUGCAUUACUUGAAAUGCGCCUAAUAAUUGCUUCACUUGUUCGUCGUUACGAAUUCACCGAUAUUCCGGGGCAAUCAUUGGAUAUCAGCCACUUUGUUACGCCGAAAUUCACUAAUCGCCAAUAUAAUAUCUUGAUGAAUUUAAGAGAUGAGAAUUGUUGA
Molecule: messenger RNA, 1428 nt
Organism: Ambispora leptoticha
Lineage: Eukaryota; Fungi; Glomeromycota; Glomeromycetes; Archaeosporales; Ambisporaceae
Source: the annotation of a GenBank genome assembly